GUCAGGUUAAUGUGUCCCCCUCCCAGGUCAGUCGAAGUAAACUGCAGAUUAUUGUAAUUGCAGUUUUUGGUUGGCAUUUUGAGAUUAAUUACAAAUAUUUUUUCGUUUUAUUCGACAUGUCAACGAGGAAAUAUAUAUAUACAGCGCAGUUGAGCGCCUAAAUUGUCAGCUCUACUAAGUGUACAAUAGCAAAAUCCUGUGAUGAAGAAAUGGAUGAUGACGCCCCUGACAAUGCGUUUGCUGAGCUCAAGACAAGAGACCUCCGAUUUUGGGAUGUUGCUCAGAUCGCUGCCGGAACUGGUCUCGCUGUUUACGCCAUGUGGGUGGCAGUCCUCCAGCCAGGCUUCCGAAAAGUCCCAUUCAGGUUACAGGUACCAUACAUACCAGCCAGCGGAGCCCAAGUGCGCAAUGUCAUGACAUUGCUAAGAGGUCGGAAAGGGGUCCUUGUGGAUUUAGGAUCUGGAGACGGGCGCAUUGUCCUGGAGGCAUACCGACAAGGCUUCACUUCUGCUGUUGGCUAUGAGCUUAACCCUUGGCUGGUUGGCUUGGCUCGCUUCCAUGCGUGGAGAGCAGGUCAUCAUGGCAGUGUGUCCUACCGGAGAGAAGAUUUAUGGAAGGUGGAUUUGACAGAAUGCAAGAACAUUACUGUGUUUUUAGCGCCUAGUGUGCUUUCGCUGCUGCAGAAGAAGAUGGAGGCCGAGCUUCCUGAUGACGCCUUGGUGGUAGCCGGCCGAUUCCCCAUCCCUGACUGGACCCCUUGCAGAACCGAGGGAGAUGGCGUGGACAGGGCCUGGGCGUACGACAUGCGAGCACAAAGAAGACUCGCUCCAAAUAAAAAUGAGAAGUCCGCCAAUGGGUAACCUUCACAAUGUAUUGUAUUAAACUGCUUAAUUGAUCACAGUGGGUUGCCCUCCAGAAGGACACACAUAACUAUACUGAAUGUUGUAAAUGUUAGUAUUUUAAGGAUGUUUAACUGUAGUUAGGUCACGCUGUCCAAACUAUAUCAUCAUGUCAUUGUGCUGUUAUGUCCAAUGUAAGGACAAAUGUUCUGUUCUCAUUAAACCUUUUUGAGACA
This is a messenger RNA of Syngnathoides biaculeatus (alligator pipefish), 1075 nucleotides long. It is a transcript of the gene antkmt, whose product is annotated as adenine nucleotide translocase lysine methyltransferase. Gene Ontology annotation, biological process: peptidyl-lysine trimethylation; positive regulation of proton-transporting ATP synthase activity, rotational mechanism; regulation of mitochondrial ATP synthesis coupled proton transport. The coding region runs from base 210 to 860 and encodes 216 amino acids. Gene Ontology annotation, cellular component: mitochondrion. The transcript has 6 exons. The record is from RefSeq and is a predicted model, not a curated record. NCBI's taxonomy places the organism in Eukaryota, Metazoa, Chordata, Actinopteri, Syngnathiformes, Syngnathidae. Gene Ontology annotation, molecular function: protein-lysine N-methyltransferase activity.